CGCGCCGCGCCGGAGAUGGACUGGCUUCGCGGUCUCGCCAUUGACGAAGUAUGGCGGGCUCCGGACCUGAGCUCCCUGGUCGCCCAGCAGAGUCCGUCGGCCUCCGACUGCUCCGCGCCCGCCGACCCGGCCAUGACCCCCGUCGACUCGGAGUCGCGACUGCGCGACUCCGAGUCGACGAGCCGGCUACCUCCGGACGUGGAGCGGGCCGAGGUCGAGGCCUGGCUGGACGACCACCCCGACUUCACCAAGGACUUCUUCAUGAGGAAGGCCACCCGUCAGAUGAUCGACGCGUGGCUUCUCUCCCACGCCAUCACGCAGAGUCUGCAGGAGAGCUGUCUGCAUCGACACGCCACCUCCGUGCCCGGCAGCAGGGUGACGUCGGGCUCCGUGACGCCGGUGCGCAAGAUCUCGGCGCACGAAUUCGAGCGGGGCGGCACCCUGAAGCCCAUCGUCAGCACGGUGGAUGGCAGCCCCACCUUCCUGACGGCGCCGGCGCCCGAGCCGGCCGGCGCUGGCCGGCGCCAGCGCUGCAGACCUCGCGCCGAGCUGCAGCUCCUCGAUGAGAAGGAGCUGAUUUUCGAGCUGGUGAAGGACAUCUGUAACGACUUGGACGUUUGUUCGCUCUGCCACAAGAUCUUGCAGAGUGUGAGCGCGCUUACCAACGCCGACCGGUGCUCGCUGUUCCUGGUGCGCGGCGAGAAGGAGUCGAACACACGGCACUUGGUGGCCCAGCUGUUCGACGUCAGCUCACAUAGCAAGCUGGAGGAAACCAAGCGUGAGCUUCGCAUGCCCUGGGGCGCCGGCAUCGCCGGCUUCGUCGCCGAGCGGGGUCAAACGGUCAACGUGGCCGACGUGUAUCAGGACCCUCGCUUCAACCAGGACGUGGACGCUAGCACCGGCUACCGCACGCACUCCCUCCUCUGCAUGCCGAUCAAGGACAGCUCGGGCGAGGUGCUGGGCGUGGCGCAGGCGGUAAACAAGCAGGGCGGGAGUCGAUUCAGCGCUGCUGAUGAGGAGGUGUUCGCCAGCUACUUGCAGUUCUGCGGCAUCGGACUGCGCAACGCACAGCUCUACGAACGCUCCCAGCUGGAAAACAAGCGCAACGAGGUGUUGCUGGACCUGGCACGGAUCAUAUUCGAGGAACAGAGCACCAUCGAGCGGGUGGUGCAGAGGAUACUGCUGCACGCACUCAGCUUCCUCCAGUGUCAGCGGUGUCAGGUGAUGCUGGUGGACGAGUCGUGUCAGGGCACGUUCUCGCGUGUCUUUGACAUCGAGGCCGACGACCUGGCGGCGGAGGACCUCGAGUCGCGCACCGUGCCGCACGAGGGCCGCUUCCCGGUCAACGUCGGCAUCAGCGGCCGCGUCGCCACCACCGGCAGGGCGCUGAACCUGGCCGACGUGUACGAGUCGCCGCUGUUUGACCGCUCUGUGGACGAGGGCUCGUCGCUGCGCCACCAGUCCGUGCUCUGCCUGCCCAUCAUCUCGCCCGCCAACCGGACCAUCGGGGUCAUACAGCUUGUGAACAAAUUCGGAGGCAUGCCCUUCACGAAGAACGACGAAAACUUCCUAGAGGCGUUCGGCAUCUUCUGUGGCAUUAGCAUCACCAACACGCACAUGUACCAGAAGGCCACCACGGCCGUGGCGAAGCAGGAGGUGACGAUGGAGGUGCUGAGCUACCAUGCCACAGCACCGCUGGAGGAGGCCCAGCGGCUACAGAAGUCACCGGUCCCUUCGGCGCGCUGCUUCAACCUGGACUCGUUCGCGUUCGACGACGAGCUUCUCACCGACGACGACACGCUUAGGGCGUGCAUGCGCAUGUUCCUGGACUGCGGCCUGCUGGAGCGGUUUCGGAUCGACCAGCUGGUCUUCUGCCGGUGGCUGGUGUCCGUCAAGAAGAACUACCGGGCCGUCAUCUACCACAACUGGCGGCACGCCUUCAAUGUCUGCCAGAUGAUGUACACCAUACUGAAGAAGGCGCAGUGGUGGGGCCGGCUGGGUGACCUGGAGUGCCUUGGUCUGCUAAUGGCCUGCCUGUGUCACGACCUGGACCACCGCGGCACCAACAACUCAUUCCAAGCCAAGGUGUCAUCCCCUCUGGCGCAGCUCUACGGCACGUCCACCAUGGAGAGACACCACUUCGACCGCUGCGUCAUGAUACUGAACACGCAGGGGGUGCAGAUCCUCAACAACCUCCGGCCAGAGGAGUACUCCCGGCUCGUGAAGGUGGUGGAGUCGGCCAUCCUGUCCACAGACCUGGCCAUCUAUUUCAAGAAGCGCGGCCGGUUUUUCCAGCUGCUGGAGACGGGCGCGUUCGACUGGCAGCAGGAGAGCUGCCGGGACCUGCUGCGGGGCAUGCUGAUGACCGCCUGCGACGUGGCCGCCAUCGCCAAGCCAUGGCCGAUCCAGCGCCGGGUCGCAAAACUGGUCGCUAGCGAGUUCUUCGAGCAGGGCGACAUCGAGAAGAACCAGCUGCACAUCAAGCCAAUGGAGAUGAUGGACCGGGAGAAGAAGGAUCGGCUGCCUGAUAUGCAGGUCGAUUUCAUCGACUCCAUCUGUAUGCCCGUUUAUAAGGCGGUGGCAAGCCUCAGUCCGGCGCUGGAGCCGCUCGUGGACGCCGUCGAGCACAACCGGCGUCAGUGGGAGCAGCUCUCGCGGACACCCUCACCGCCGCGGCAGCGCACCCAGUGAUGUGCCUGCCCCCCGUGGGCGUCACUCGCCCGCUGUGACGUCCUGCGGCGCGCGCGGCGCAGGAGCGACAGACGGUGCGCGCUGUCGCCGCGAACAGCCAUUUUUUGUACAAAACUUUUGUACAAAGCUCUCGGUGCCACCCGGUGUGCCUGGCGCCCGCCCCAGCACGUGUCCACGAGCCUGGCGAAGACGGCGCGUGGACCGUGGCGGCGUGACUCGGUGCCACAUGCGGGGCCGCAGCGCGAGCGUGCGAUUCUUGUUUAAUUGAACACCAAAUGUGAACUCGUGGUGAGAAGGCCGUGGCGUUACCCGACGCCUUGCGCGCUGUCUGAUCGUAUCACUCAUAUGCGCCUCAAGGAUUGCUGCGCAUGCGCACCUCUCACUCGAUGCCAGACUUCUGGUGCCUCGGGCGCCAUUGCCGCCGCUGACCUUUGACCUGAGGCGUCCCAUGGCGGCUACUGGUGCGCUUCAAAGUGGUGCCGCCACGUGUCCAGCUCGCGGCCUGUGUCAAGCUGCCUGCGGCCAUCCCGCGUCGGCGUGUGAAGCGGUCCAGUGAAGUAGGGCCGCAUCUAUUUUCCAGAUGUGCCGUGCGAUAUUUGUGAGGCCGUCUAUUAUUACAUGGGUGCUUUAUCCUUUUG
Pollicipes pollicipes is the source of this 3329-nucleotide messenger RNA. It is a transcript of the gene Pde11, whose product is annotated as Phosphodiesterase 11. Gene Ontology annotation, biological process: signal transduction. The record is from RefSeq and is a predicted model, not a curated record. The transcript is spliced from 22 exons. The coding region runs from base 16 to 2691 and encodes 891 amino acids. Gene Ontology annotation, molecular function: protein binding; 3',5'-cyclic-nucleotide phosphodiesterase activity. Lineage: Eukaryota; Metazoa; Arthropoda; Thecostraca; Pollicipedomorpha; Pollicipedidae.